Aplysia californica (California sea hare) is the source of this 313-nucleotide messenger RNA. Its product is annotated as ganglioside GM2 activator. Gene Ontology annotation, biological process: lipid transport; ganglioside catabolic process. The record is from RefSeq and is a predicted model, not a curated record. Gene Ontology annotation, cellular component: cytoplasmic side of plasma membrane. Gene Ontology annotation, molecular function: lipid carrier activity; enzyme activator activity. Lineage: Eukaryota; Metazoa; Mollusca; Gastropoda; Aplysiida; Aplysiidae.
UUUACUGUCUAGAGGCAAGAAAAAGUUGGAGUCCUAUACAAGCAAAAAUACGUCUUUCUGAAGAAAAACAAUGAUGUGGAUUUUUAGCAUCGCGUCUGCCCUUGUCGUGUGUGUAUGCAUGGCGCAUGGAAGCCCGGUCAGCUCGCCAUAUCUAUCGCCAAAGUCUCCGAACUGGAGGAGGGCGAGGUGGUCCCCUGUUCUACCCUCACCGGCCCCUGUAUCAUUGACGACAUUUGUCCCACGCUGGAGUCAUCCACAUGUCCACAGGAAUACGUCCAACUUGGCUAUACCUGCAAAUGCCCCUUCCAGCCUG